UUAUUUUGUUAUGUCUGGAUGUUGAUGUUUUUGUAAAAAAUUUAUAUUUCUUACAAGUUCAUACAAAAUAUUUGUAUAAAAAUUAUUUUAUAGAUAUAAUGGUCAAUAGGAGCAUUUUUGAUUUCCCAAGGAUAACAUUUACAUAUUGGCUCAACAGUUUUUUUUUGUAAGGAAUUAAAAAAAUCAUAUUAUAUAAAAUACAUGGACGUGUAAAAAUAAGGAAAUUUAUAUUCUAACAGUAUUAAAGUGAAACCUCAUAUUUGUUUCUCAUGCAAUAAUUAUUAUAUUUUAGGGUCAUUUAACAUACGUAGAUUAAAACCAAUGCUGAACAUUCUCUAAAUUUACAUUGUCCUUAAAAUUAUAACAUAGAUUUGUAAUAUGGGAAAAAAUUUUAAUACCAUUGUAUUUUUGCAUCUCAAAUGUACUUUUUUAUACCACAGCGCCAGUCAUUAGUAUCCGUGUAUUGCACAACUCUGUGCUGCAUAGCAACAUAUAUCAUAGAUUUGUAAUAUGGGAAAAAAUAUUUGAUAACAUACGUAGUAUAUUUGUGUCUCAAAUGUACAUCUUUUCUAUCAUAGAGCAGCCAAUCAAUAGGAUCAGUGUAUCGCACAACUUUGUACUGAGUAGCAGCUUAAAAUAAUUUAUUUGGUGUCUUCAUAUAUUUGGUUAUUUAGUGAAAUUUAGUGAUGAUUUUGUAAAUGUUACUAUGUGUUUUACAAUUUUCAUGUUUUUUUUUUUAGUAUGUGGCAUGACAUUUGAAAUGCUUAAUAAUUUACAUUUUUAAAUGAAGUAAAUAUGGUUUAUAAAAAGUGACAAAAAAUGUAAGAACUUAUGUUAACAUAACCUUUGUUCCCAUUAGUUUACACUUUAAAUUGUGGUAAUUUUUAAUUUGAGGCUAAGGAAUAAUAGUUUAUGGUUAGAGCAUAGUGUAUUUUUUGUGUUUCAUGUUCAUUUUGUGUAAUAAAGCUGCUGAAAAUAAUUUUCUAUCAUAAAAAAAUCACAGAAAGAUGACUCCCAGACCUGCAUUUACAGUAGCAUGAAAAAAAAAUGUUAUCUUGAUUAACACUUUAAUUGUUAUGUUAUUAAAAAAACUACUGUGUAGGUAAUUUAAACAGUGCUACCAUUGAAAUUAUUCAAUGAAUAAAAGGAUUAUGUUUUGAAUGCUUUAAAUAAUGAAGAUAAACAUUUUGCAUAAUAUAAAGCAGUAAGACAGAGUUUCCCCUCAAUCUUCAUUCGAUUUGGUAAGAGUUACUGGGGUGGUUAUUCUUAUCGUCAUUGGUUGGUUAAGUAGUUAUCACGUGGAAUGGCAUGCGAACCUGGCGGAGACUCUUGGUUACAUGGUCGUGACGCGACCUGCGUUGGAGCAAGACUCACGUGUUCCCGAAUUUCAUCAGACCACAGGUUCUGGCACCCGUGGGCUCUUUAGGUGUCGCACAUGCAUCAGUAACUUGGUUGUAAAUAUGGGGUCACUUAAAAUGGUACACUAAGAUAUCUGUUAAGUGUUUAUUCAUUUAAUGCAGCUCUUAUACUUUGUUACCUUAUAAUUAAAAGGCAAGUGAAACUGUUCAAAAGCAUGACAACACAGAAUCGGUUUAAGUUGUGGUCCAGGACACCAUGUGGUCGGGACAUAGUUAAGCUUUCGAUUAAGUUGAAAAAAAAAAUCUGUUAAACUGAAUAAAAAUAAUUAAGUAAAUAGUCUAUCACUCGAAUUUGUCUCCGAGGAAGAGCAAUUAAGGUUUAGAAAUAUUUAAGCGAAUGGCAGAUGUGACUGUAUCAGUUAUGAAAAAAGUUCAAGUCCUUGGAUUGUGGUAAGCAUCCUACCAUGGGUGAUGUUCAGAGACUGGGCUGAACGCUGCACUACUGGCUGCAGGUAUUAAACAAAACGGUGGUUAGUGUAAAGGCAAAACAAAAUGAACCCAUCAAUAAAUUGCUUAUAAUUAGCAAAUACUCUCAUAUUAUUUUUAUUUACUUAUUAAGUUUAUUUUAAUUAAGCUUAAGUGGCACUGAUUCUACAUGACUCAUUUUACAGAACACACGUGUGCAGGAUAUUUCAACAAUGUGGGGGCAUGGAGGAUGCGUUGAGGUGAAAUGUCACUUCGGGAUCUUAGGAGGCUAGGCAACAUUAAUUCUGAUCGCGUUCCCCCCAACCCUCCCAAAUGUAUCCUAAAGGAAUCUGCUGCAGUACUAUCUUCAUCACGUUGAUAUUGGUGAUGUGGGUGGGGACAGUGUUUACAUUUAGCUAGCAGGUACUGUUUACUAGAGCUGUACCGAUUCACAAAUUUUUCCAGAUAUGCCGAUACAACUGCUGCAGAUUUACCGAUUCCGAACUGAUACGGGGGAAAACACAUUGCUGUUAAAACAUUUUUAUAAAUUCACUAAAUUACCCAACAUUUCUCAUUCUAAGAAAAGAAUGCAAUGCAUGUAGUUUAGUUUGCAUAAACAAAAGUUAAUUAAAAAGAAAGAAAUCUUAAGAUGAACUAAAUGGGAUUUCUUUUUUGAUACCAGCAAUAAUAUUAAUACAAAAACAAGUGAGUGCUUGCUUAAAGUUCACUGUCAUUAAACAUUUUACAAUAAACAAUUGAACACAAUUUACAUAGCUAUACAUUGGCUCAUCAUAGAAAACAUUUAACUAAACUAGCAUCAACUACAGAAUUCUUAGAUUUUAUUAAGAAAACAUUAAUAAUUUUUCAACUAAUAUGUUUUAGUGCCAUAAAAAAAUACCACAUGUGUUGAAAAGUCUUUUAGAUGUAACACUGGUAAACACAGGUACUUUGCAGCAGAAAGACAUAAUUUCUGUUUUACAGAAAUUAUUUAUUUGCACUAUCACCUUUGAUUUUACAGUUCUAUAAAAAACCAUGUCUGGUCUAAAUUUUAUGAUUCAUAUAAUGUGGACUUUAUAGUUGUGGACUUUAUAGUUGUGGACUUUUUAGUUGUUCAGCUAGCUACGUAUUUGUGUAAUGAUAUCAAUCUUUUUUUUUCCAGUAAAUUUACAAAAAAAAAAUCUUUUAAGUACCCCUGAUGGUUCUAUCAGGGGCUUAUACUUAUACUUAAAUCUAAAAAAAAAAAAUUUCCACUAACUUUAUAAAAGAAACAAUAAUAUGUUGUACUACUCAUUUAUUUCACGUUAUAGAAAACAUGUAAAAGUACUAAUCAAGCAUGAUAAGAUUAAAUGGACUAGAUCUAUUAAUGAUAAUAUCAAGUCUAGCCCUUAGAAUUUCUGGUGCUUUGUUAAACUAAUGAGACAUGGUUUUUACGAACAAUCUGCUCUUACAUCUUACAGUUAAUGAUCCUGUUGUGAUAACUAAUGUCUUUGCAGAAUAUUUAGCCAGUGUUUAUGGAUCUGCAAACAUUCUUAAUCAAAACAAAACCUUCAAUCCUUGUUGCGAUACUAUUUCAGUUCCUACAAUCUUUGAUAUUCUAGUACUCUGGGGAAUUAAGUUCCUUAAAUAUUUCAUGUACUGCGGGUCUGAUGGUGUUCCAAAAUUUUUAUUCAAAGGGUGUUUGUUUUUUACUUGUACCUCUUCUUUCUCACAUAUUUAAUGUAAGUUUAAAGACGCAAGUCUUUCCUAAAUCUUGGGAAAUAGCAAAGGUUAUUCCUAUUCAUAAAAAUGGAAGCAAAUUAACUGUAUCUAUAAUUAUCAUCCAAUAUCUCUGCUUAAUGGUUUCUCAAAAAGGUUUUGAAAAAGUGAUGUUAAAAAUAUUAAAUUUCUCACUAAAAUUAAACUCUUCUCUUAAUCAACAUGGGUUUAGAAAUGGUAUGUCCACUACCACCAAUCUUAUUUCUUUUCUUAAUCCUGUCUAUUACCAAGUUAUGCAUAGAGGUCCAGUGGAUGCUUGUUUUUUUGACCUAGCUAAGGCUUUUUAUAUUGUUAAUCAUGGAAUUUUACUUUACAAAUUAUUUAACAAUGGUCUCCGUGACAGUUUUGUAAAUUGGUUUGCUAGUUAUCUAAAUCAUAGAAGUUUUUUUGUCUCUAACAAUUGUUGCUCUAACAAUAUUAAUAUUUGUUCAGGUGUCCCCAAGGUGAUACCCUUUCCCCCUUACUUUUCAAUGUUUCUAUCGAUGAUAUAACCUCUGUUCUCAACCGCUCUAAUGGUGUUUUAUUUGCAGAUGAUCUGAAGAUUUUUUCUACUAUUAAUACUUUAAAUGAUUGUACUUUCCUUCAAUGGGACAUCAAUUCAAUUAAUUACUGAUGUAAAUUUAAUUUAGUAGCACUUAAUAUUAAUAAAACAAAAGUUAUUUCUUUUAGUAGGAAAUAUUAACCUAUACUUUUUGAAUAUAAAUUAGAUAAUGUUGUAUUACCUAAAUAUUUUUCUGUAAAAGAUAUGGGUAUUUUUUUAGAUGCUAAAUUGUUUUUUCACCAACAUAUAUAUAUUUAUUCUCUAGUUCAAGAAGAACCCUAGCUUUAAUCAGUUUAAUAUUUAUUAUGCUACCAAUCCUGAAUCAAUUUUUUCUCAUUAUUUCUCACUUAUAAGGUCAAAACUUGAAUAUUGUUCUGUAGUUUGGAAUUCUAUCAACUCAACUGAUUGAGAGAGAAUUGAAAAUAUACGAACUAAACUAAUCAAUUUUAUGAAGCUAAAACAUUUUUCUUCACCCUUCCUACCCUCUCUCAUAGAUUGUAGAGCCUACCUUGAUGCAAUUUUUAUAAAGAACUGUUACAACUCCAAAAUUAUUUAUCAAUAUAUUCUUGAUAAUAUAGGAAUUAGAGUUCAAUUCAUAGCGGUUUGAUGUCUAUGUUAUGUACUUUGCAUAAUAAGAAUAUCAUUUAUAGAUUAAUCUCAAAUUUCAAUAUACUUCAACUCUUAUCAAGUAAACUUGUGAAUUAAAUUACACAUCUCGAUAUGUCCUUAAAAGAAUUAUUGUUUACUUUCUUCAUUCUAAUUAUUCUUGCAAUGUUUUUUAUUGAUAAAUUUAUAUUAAUUAUAUUGGUAGAUUCUUGUUGGUUUUUUAUUUCUCGUUUUCUGUUUGUGUUUCUGUGUAAUUUUAUGUGUAUACUUUGUGUAAAUUAUAUACGUUUGUAUUUGGUUCUGUUUUUUGUUGUCUUUGCAGGUAUGUUACGCUCUCUCCUUGUGUAUGUUGGCUAACUGCGGUUAUGCCUACCUGUUGCAGAUUCUCCUCAGGUAGUGCUUGCCGGCUCUUGGUGCCGACGCGAGGGGAGUGUGUAUGUACCUUCAGAGACCAAUGUUGUUGUAUGUAUAUCUUGGGCCCACCGAUAAAGCCAUCAGCUGUUGGUGGGCAUGCGACAAUCACAAUUAAAAAAAAUCUCUCAAACUGAUAUUCGCAACUGCACAGUUGUGUGUUUAGUCUAGCCACAAACUAAGCAUUCUCCGUUUUCAGUCGAAAAAACGGAAAAUAACAAAUUUUUUUUUUACUUGUAACUUAAGUUUGUUUUCAUUUGUUUGUUGACAACCUGUUAUUUGCUUAAUAAAACAUGAAUUUAAUAAUAUAAGCUGGAUAAUUUAAUUAUUCAAUAAAAUAAGAAUAUUUAAUAAUAGGUAACUAUGAAAUAUAUUGCUUCACGAAAUACAAAAUUUAGAAACAGAAUUUAAAUUGUGCAAGAAUACGAGACUUUGUACAUGUUUAUAAUUCAAGAACUGGAAUUCUAAUAUCAACUGAACAUGUGUGGCGGUGAAAAUUUAUGGUACCAAACGUUUAAACGGAAAUGUGUUUCAUGUUAUUGCUUUGCACUGAAUACAGUAAAAGUAAUUUAUGUUAUGUGAAGCCCUAUGUUAUUGCGUUGUUUUUAGUUGAAUUUUAAAAACUUUACGUAAUUUAACUUAAAAAUGUCUGCAUCACAAUAUUACAAACGUUUCUUUGCAGUUUAAGCAGUUUUUUUCCUUAUAUAAUUAUACCGUGAUGGUUAUAUGUUUAUUUACUAUGUUUUAGAUUCAUGAAUGUUAGGAUGUUCAAGUUUGAUAUGUAUGGCUGAAACAUGCAGCUAAGAAAUGGUGCGAGUUAAAAGUAUGUAGUUGUAUGAAAAUUGAAAAAGGUACUGGUGGAUUUCUAGAUUAAUACUGACACUUUCAUUUUUCAAUAAUAUAGGUCGAAAAUUAACAAGUAUAUCAUGAAUCUGUAGAAAUGCAGAUUCAACUAAUAUAGGCAAAAUCUGCUUCUGCCAAUUUGUAUCAGUAUAGCUGUACUGUUUUCAUCACUGAUGUCACUACAGUGUUUAAAUUGAUCGUGCAUGGUUAAGUUGUACUCCUUUGUUGACAUUUGGUGUGCAGCAAUAUGUACAUUUGCAGUUGUGGUCUUGAUGGUAUACAUGAAUAUGCUGGGGGACACAUAGUAUGGGGGCUGAGUUACCCACCAGUGCUACUUGGUGGCUGUGGCGACGUCCCUGCGGUGGUGGCCAUAGUGCCGGUCGACGGGUGUGACUGUGGUCAAGGUUUACAUGGUUUGGGCUACUCAGUGUGGGCGAACAGCAAGCGCGCGUGGCAAUCUGCAUGGUAUGGUUUGGCCUGCCAGGCAUGAUAGCUCUUUGAGGUUGUCCGUGACAGGCUGGUGGAAGUUACGUUUGGGCUUCCUGACGCUAGGCUUCUGAGCAUCACAGCAUUUACCUGCACUGUGUCAGGCAGGUACUAAGACACAAGACAAUGCAGUGACAGGCGAUUUCUCUGCUCAGCGUUGCAACUUGGUCAACUUGCAACACGCGUGAUGCAUCGUAGGUGGCCAGGCAAGGUGGUGGUGUGUCGGUUGUGUGACGCUAUGCGUCGGAGGAAGGUGCAACAUGCGACAUGUUAGGUGAGGGCUUGGAGAAUGGACUGGUUCGGAAUUUAUUCUCAAUUGAUUUGAUAGGCAUCUUGGCGGAUUGGCCUGUGGGGAGUCCGCUACAGCUUCUGUAUGAUACAGGCGGGCAUCUGUCUUCGCUCAACCAACUGCCGCAAAGCCAGGCAGUCACAGAGGAGCGAACACAGGUGGUGGAGCUACAUUCUGGCAUUGCGUCAAGGUGCUGGACAUGAUGUCACAAAAUGGGAUGUACAGUGAAACCUCGUUAAUAAAAUACAGAUUAUUUCAAAGUUCGCGUUUAUUCGAACACUUUUAAUUCCCCUUCAGACUGGGAUAGCAUAUUUAAUGUCAAUCAAUACGGUUAAUACGAAAUAUUCGUUAUUAUGUAUUACGAAGUAACCUCACGUCCGCUCACGUAGAGUACUAUUGUUUUAUUAUCGGAUAAACCGAAUGAAAUUUUAGAACAAGAAUCGCACACUUUAAUCACGUGCACGCAGUUUCACUAUAAUUCUGUUAACGGCAAAUAAUUUGUACGGUAAAUGGUCUACAGUCAAACCUCUAUCUAUCGAACUCGCAUGUAUCGAUUGUCCGUGUUUAUCAUAUACUUUCUACGGUCACGGCAAAAUUGCCAUACAACUAAGGUUAAAAAAGUCCGCUUGUACCGAUGUUCGAAUUAUCGUUUUGUCCGCAUUGAUCGUACAAAAUAUGUGGUCCCGUCACUAUAAAUUAUAAUAGAUGAUCGUUUAACCAUAAAGAUUUUGCAAUAAUAACCAUUUCUUAGAAAGAAACCGUCAUAAAAACAGUAACGAUAGUAUACAGUAGUAAAAAUCAACUUAAAUCUGCAGCCAAUUAAUGGAGCACGUAAAUAUGAAGAAAAGACAAAUGAACAACAACUUACGAAGAAAUUGGAUGAUGUACCAUAACUACAGUACAAACCCAAUUGUUAUCCUAAGAUAAUUACCAUAAAAAGAACUAAAGAUUCUUUGUCGAUACCAUAAUUACUACAGAAGCACGAUAGCUACCACAUUUGCACUACAGUUACCGUAACAACAGAGAUGUAUAUUUACCGUGACGGUAAUGUAUUUAUUUAUGACAUAUUAAAAAUAAAGAACAUUAUUGAAAAAUAGGAUGUUAAAUUUUUAUAUGUACGUUUGGCACAUGUUGCGAAGAAAUAAUGCGAUCUGAAAAAAUGCAGUACUACUACGAAAAGCGAAAAGGGUAAUCGUGGAUUUUUAGGUUAUGGCAGUCUCUCUCGUUUUUCAGUAAUAUCGGCCGAAAAUUAACAAGCGUAUCGGAAGUCGGCAGAAAUGCCGAUUCAACUAAAUAUUGGCAAAAUCGGCUUCUUCAGUACAGCUCUACAUUUGAUGACAUGAGUAAACAUAUUUCAGACUUCAGAAUAUUGAAAAAGACUUUAAUUUCCAUGUAGAUUUAUUGUGCGUAUGUUUUUUUUUGCAAGUGUAAAUUGAAUUAAGUAAAAUACUUCCAGUUUUAUUUAUUUUUCAACUGAUUUAACUUUAAUGACAAGUAACUGAUAUAUUUCUGACACUAAUUUUGAGGUUGAAAUAUUUUUUAAAAAUUCUUAGAGUGAAGUCCACUUCAGCAUUAAUUGUCUUGGAAAAUGUUCUGGCUGCUAGUGAUGUAGACACUGAUGUCUUGUCUUCCUUCGACAAACUUUGCAGUGCAGUAAAGGACAUUUAUGCAACUAAAAAAGUGCAGAAAAAAUCAAUGAAUUUUUCAAGCCUCUUUAAUUCUCUAUUUGACUAAUUUUCGAGUAAAAAAUCAAUACAUGAUUUUGAAUAUUAUUAUUAAUGUGAGCAUAUGCACCUGUUAAUACAAACCUCGUUAAUACAAACUGCAAAAUUUUAGGUCCCUUCAGGUUUGUAUUAAAGAGGUUUCACUGUAAAUGUUGAUUGGGGGGUGGUAAUGUGGCAGGGAAAGUUGUUGGGAUGACAGCAAAACCAGGCGGUGUUGGUAUCAUGAUGUGGGAUUUGGAGAUGAUACAUCUGGCAUCUGUGGUGAGUUGGGCUGUGCCAAGGCGUGUCUUCGUGGUGUCGGGGUUGAGGUUUGAAAGGUGGAGGCAUAGUCGGGUGAUGGCGGGGUCGUUACGGAAUCAGGUGUCAUUGUUGACAUGAAGUGAGUCAUUGACAGUGCUGUGGAUUGCGGCAAGACUGUCUGUGACUUUCAUAAUUUGUGUGGCUUCAGCAAUGCAGGCAUCUUGCUGGCAAGUGGUGUCAAGACAGGUAACAGGGAAGGAGACACUGAUGCGGAUUUUGUUGUCUCGAUGGUGAGUUUAAUGAGGUGCUGUUUUGUGAUGGAACAGAGGUUGUCGUCAGAACGAAGGGCAUCAGCGGUUCACUGUGUGUAGGGGAAGGUCAGGAAGAAGGGAUUGUCAAAAGGAAAGUUUGUUUCGUUGUGGUGUACAGUACCUCAUCUGAAUGACAGGCAACACACGACGAGCACUUGAAUACGAAAUACCGCAGUAGUUUCAUUUGUUCAGUCUCACAAAUGCAGCCAUGAUGCCACAGGUUGCUACAUUCGCCACAGCGGUAGUUCUCUCUGCUUCUUUCAGGGCACGACCUCUCUCCGCACGUUAUAUUGUAGAUGCGGUACUCACAACAGUAAUCUUGUUUAUACUUCGCUGGGAUUCUGCACCCUGCUUUUUUUUUAGGUCUGGAUAACAGUGACCUAAACACUUGUUGUCAUACAUGUUUACACUCAUGCUAACACUUAUGUACAGUCUCACAUACGGUUGCAUGAACAGUCUCCUUCACCUCUUGAUGUGAUGCGCAGCCACAUGGUCGGGAGUUUUUACCACGUGCACAUGAUGAUCACGUGAUCCGCCACCGACAGAAAACCUUGAGGUCAGCUGCGCGCUCAAUGAUGGUGGUUCUGCUUAUUCCAUGGCACAGUUGCAUUACUCACAAGAACUCUGAUCUUUGUGCCCAGGUACACCUAUCCCUCACUUAGCCUGACUAAUUUGUUCCUAAAAAUGCUCGUGUUAUUCGAAAUCGCGUAUUCUGAAGCAUUAGUUUCCAUAAAUAGCAAGGCUAAUUUAUUUAAUGUGUUCCAAAAUUGUGCAGGAAUAUACUUUAAAUAAUAUAAAUGGGUUGAAUAACACUCAACUAUAAAUUAGUCACACCAUUUAUCUUUACAUGCCUCUAAUCACACUUUGUAUGACAAAUACGACACUGCAUAAUGGAAGAUACAUGGUUAUGUACUUCAUCGUCAGUUGGCUGGCCGACUUGCCUGCCUGGGCGUGACCUACAACUUACGUCGCAUACUUUUCCAAAACAUCCUUUACUGGCAGUGAAACCGGUAUUACUGUCGGGAUAAUUUUAAUUUUAUUUUUCAAAAAUCAAAGUGCUUAUUCGCGUAUCACAAGGUGUCUAGUGACCGGGAAAGCCGGGAAUUGUACGGAAAUUAUAACUGCCAGGAAAAAUCCGGGAAUUGUAACAGGAAUUUUUCAUAAAUCCGGGGAUAAAAACAAAGUUUUAUUAAAACGUGUUAUGCUGCAUUUCAUUUCUGGAUCAUCAUCGCUGACCAACAAAUACCGUUAAAAACUAUCAAUAAGUUUUAAGUGGGACGCGAGUCUUCACAGGUCCAUGCGGCACCCGGAGACAGCGCGAUAGACUUGGCAACACUGCUUGUGUGACUCACCCACGCGAGCGCACGCACACACACCAGUUCACAAUCUCUCGUUCAGACGUCUGGCGCCGUCUAACAGCAUUCUGCCGCCGUUUUCCGCUAUCCAGUGUUUGUGUUUCGUUGCAAUGCGUGUAUGUGGAUUAUUAAGUAUUUACAGUAAAACGGACUUGAAAUGGCUCGUCGGGUGAGAGGGAAAAUUUCGUUUCAAACGGAUUGGAAAGUAGAAUUCCCUUGGGUUGAAGACAUCAAGGAUGAUCGUCACUCUGCUAGGUGUGCAGUCUGUGGGACUACUUUUUCCAUUACUUCCAUGGGAAGAACAGCUCUUACAAGCCAUGCCAGUGGAAACAAGCAUAAGAAAAAUGUGAAUAGUGUAGAUAAGACAGCGCCAAUUCAAAUUUGGGCUACUACAUCUGCCCCUGAAACAUCUAAAGCAUCUGAACCUUCACCUUUACCAUCUUCAUCUGUAAUUCAACCUUCGUCAGCUGCUGUUAUUCCUGGUGCGAGUAUGAAUCUACCUGCUGAAGAUUCGUUAAUCCCGAAAUCUGCUUCUACAACCCGCUGUUUGGAUAAUUUUCUUCUUAAAGACGAUGUGACUCGUGCCGAAGCUUUGUGGUGUCUUGAAACGGUGAUGAAUCAUAACUCCUUACGCAGCGCUGCUAGUAGCGUAAACAUGUUCAAGCGAAUGUUUCCCAACGAUCGUGUUGCAAACAAUAUGAAACUUCAAAAAGAUAAAAUUUCAUAUGUCAUAGUUUAUGGACUUGCUCCUUAUUUUUAUGAUAAGUUGAAAAGUGUUUUGAAAGAGUGUGAACAUUUCGUGUUGGGUUUUGAUGAGAGUGUGAACAAAAUUGCACAGAAACAACAGAUGGACUUGUCUGUCAGAAUUUGGGACUCAAAUGUAAAUAAAGUUAUGUGUAGGUAUGUAACAUCCAUCUUUUUGAAUCACGCUACAGCUGAAGAUCUCUUACAAGCCAUGAAAACUGGCUUGGAAGGAUUUGACAUGAUGAAGAUUAUCCAAUUAUCAAUGGAUGGUCCUAACGUAAAUUUCAAAGUACUUAGGCUUUUACAGCAAGACAGCAGAUCUGACCCAGAAUCCCCACAGUUACUAGAUAUUGGUUCUUGUGGUUUACACACAGUGCACAAUGCCUUUAAGACAGGCAUCAAGAAAUCUGGUUGGGAGAUAAUUGAGUUUCUUAGAGCCCUUUACAAUUUGUUUAAAGAGGCUCCAAGUCGACGAGGAGACUAUACAGAGGCUUCAAACUCACACGUGUUUCCUUUGAGGGUUUGCUCAAUUCGUUGGAUUGAAAAUGGCAAAGUAGCGAGGAGAGCAAUGGAAAUAUUGCCACUUGUUGAAAAAUAUGUCAACAUAGUCAAAACCACAGCAAAGGAACCAUCUUGUAAUAGCUUUUCUGUUGUAUGUAAAGCCCUGCAAGACAAACUCCUGCAAGCGAAAAUAGCUUUCUUUGAGGCACUGGCAAGUGACGUUGAACCAUUUUUGGUAGAAUUCCAGUCUGAUUCUCCAAUGGCACCAUUUCUUUUCGAUUGUUUGACAUUUAUUGUAAUGACUGCUAUGAAAAGAAUUGUGAAAACCGAGAUUAUUGAGAAAACUCCUCUUCACAAAAUUGAUGUUUUCAAACAGAAUGCAGAUAAGACUUUUGUAAAUCUCAAGGAUGUGAAACAUGUUGAGCUUGGUUACAGUACCCGUGCAGCACUAAGGAAGUGUAAGAAUGCCUCUGAGAAAGAUAUUUUAAUUUUCAGAAAAGAGUGUCGGAAUGUCCUGCAAUUUUUUGUGAGUAACCUGUUGCUGAAGUCUCCUCUGAAGUAUUCUCUUACCAAGGCUCUUACUUUUUUGAACCCUUAUCAUAUUUCUUCCAAAGAUAGUUGUGUAAAACAACUUACUACUGCUCUUGACCACCUCCUUACGGCCAAUCUUCUGCCAGCUAGCACUGUUGAAAGGGCUGAUAGAGAGUACAGGUUUCUUUGCUCGCAAUCAAAUGUCAUUGAAGAAAUGAAAACCUACUCUAAGUCUGAAACUCGCUUGGAUACCUUCUGGGUGCAGUUUAUAGAAGGAAAGAAGGAAUAUGAGAACCUCUUUAAAGUAGUCAAACUACUUUUAAUUUUGUCUCACGGCAGUGCUAACAUCGAACGAGGAUUUUCAGUGAACAAAGAAAUUUUAGUCGAAAAUCUGAAAGAACCAUCACUCAUAGCCCAGCGUCGUAUUUUUGAUUUUGUUAGUAAUGAGCCGGGUGGACUGAUGAAGCUAGACAUUCCUAAAGCCAUGAUUCAUGCAGUGAGGAAUGCUUAUUCCAUGUACAGUGAGGCACUUGCAGAGCAGCAGUGUGCAAAUAAGAAAAUUUUCAAGCUAGCGGAAGAAAGAAAACGUGCAGCUACUGAGAUCAAACAGCUUGAGGCGAAGAAACUCAUGUUGCUUGAGGAUGUACAGCGUGCAGUAUCUGCCAUCGAUGAGAAGGUGAAAGAUCUUAAAAAAUAGUAUAGGGCUAUGUAUUGCAUGACACUAUACAGUUAAACUUCUCACAGUUUUGUACUAGUGUGACUAUGGACCAAACAAGCUGCAAGACAAUUACUAUCGAACCAUGACAAAUGAAAAAUUCCAAUGUUUUAAUAAUGAAUUUGAAGUUCCAACAUUUCCAGUGAGAAGGUAGGCCUGCAUAUGUCUUUGAUGUUUAUAGCAUCUUUAGAUGAUCAUUUUGUUAAAAUGCUUUUUCUCAUUACAUACAGUAGUAAUUUAGUAAUUUAUUGCAUUUGUUCAAUUUUGCAUGUACUAUCAUGAUUUUGGGGUAAAAUUUUAUUGCGUAUGAUUUACAUGUAUUCUUUUCAUUUUUGACAUGUACAGGAAUGUACAGGAAUUGUACAGGAAUUUUUUCUGAUCAUUUCCCUAGACACCCUGUAUCACCACCUGGUUCACACCAAUCCUGUCAAGCCAAUUUUUUUUCAUUGCAACAUUCAUUUAACAACCUUUUCCACGUAAAUCAUCUGUUCGUUUCUGCUCCGGUAUCUAAUGUCAAAUAUAUUCCCGCUAGUACAAACAACAGCAUCAGACUUAUAUCAACUUUUGGUAAGAGUCCUUAUUUCGUACGAUUGUGCGCACAGUUAACUUGCUUAAAACUAAAGUGCUACCAACAUAAGCGUGGCCAUCAUGACAAUCUGUGUGCCGUAAUACUUCUAGUUUUGUCUCAAAUACUUGAACACUAUGCAUUAUGAGUGAUCAAGCACGUACAGUUACCGGCAGCUGAAUGGGCAUAGUGCUUUUGUCUGAGAGAAUUCCCUGCCACUGGCUAGACUGAGUUCACGGUCCGGUCUGUGGCCAAGCGACAACGGUACGGCACGGCGGCAUACGCGCGGAUGUAAAAAACAUUUGGUCCUUUACUUUCCAUAGCCGCAAUUUAACUUGCCACAGCUGAUGUUUGUACAACAGCCGAUAGCGUAGACAGACCUGCGCACGAUUCUCUUCCACCCCCUUGUUUGGCUAAAUGUUUCCUACAGCACAUGUUCACAGAAGUUGAAACAGACUUCGUGGUGUCGUGCUCGACUUUUUUUUUUGCCUGCCGAGAUUUCGUGCUAACUGAAGUUUACAGAUGUGCUAUUUGAGACUGGGGCAGUAAAAUUAAAAUAGCGCUAAAUGAAUUCACAUAAUCUGAAGCCGUGCUAAGUGAGGGAUAGGUGUACCUAUUGUCUUGCCUCAUACACUUGGGUGACAUGUCAUGUUUUAUGCAGCUAAUGAAUAUUUUAAGCAUAAACUGACAUGGCUGGAAGUAGGGGAGGUAAAACAGAGUGCAGGAUUCACUGACAUCUUGAAUUUUUUUUUGCCUUGUGUACUGUUUAACGAGACCUGUCAUAUUUUUCUGUCUGCCCUGUGUACUUUCAUUGGGUUAAUAUCACUCAAUAACAAGUAAAAUUUACCUGCUAGUGAUCAUAUUCACUAUUAUAGUUAUUGGAAGCCUUUUUAGGCAGUUUGUUGUCUAUUCGUAAUGGAUGUCUUGAGGUACGCACCUUCUGAUGACACGUCACGUGAUAACUCUGAAGAAGGAAGGAAUUGUGGGACAGAAAACAGUUCCUGCAUAAGGUUGCAAGGAAGCAUGUAAUAAAAUUUUCUGUUUCAAGUAUUAAAAUAAUGGUGCAAUAUUGUUUCGUCUCUUAUUGUAAGAGUUUAUGUUUUACGUCUGAAAUAGCAUUUCAAACCUUUCGAAAAGAAACAUAGCGUUUUGAAUUAUGGAAAAUAAAUGUUCGCAGGGGCGAUAGCAUAAGUCCAAAUCUCGGCACAUAUGCGUGUGUGCUCAAAACACUUCGUCGCUGCAGAUUACAGAAAGGUUGAUUGCAGUGGUAAGUUUUUAAAGAAGAAUACAAUUCCUAUUACUUUUACUUUCACUUUGCCAAGGAAACUAAAACCCCCGCAAAGAAAACUUUGUUAUAGAUUAAAUUUAAGUAGGUCUAUAAUAUGAAAGUGCUCAUGUCCAGAAACUAUUUACUGAACAAAGAUAGUUUCAUGUUUCUACGAAGCAUUAAUAUUAAAGUCAAGGAAAAUUAAAUGCUUUAAGUAAGAUUAAAACCUAUUAUUUGUCCGGGCAGCAUAAACCUAAUGACUGGUACUAUCUAAUUAGAUUCGUAUAACAUAACUUGCUAAUAGGCAAAACAAAUGUAGCCGAUAAUUUUUCACAGUUUUUACAUAUUUAUUUUUUCUGCAUCCAAUUAUACAGUGGAUAAGCCAUAUAAAAUCACCUGCAGGAGCAGUAAUUUUUGAAUGUAGUGGCUUUUCUGUAAAAAUAGAAAUAAAAAAUCUGAAAAAGCUAUUUAUUGGUUCAAUGUUGCAGCAAUUUUAAGUAUUAUUUUUUCAUUUAAAUAUAUUUUUUUUUGUUUUUAUUAAUGUUUUUACCUCAUUUCCCUGGACUUUAUUGCCCUCCGUCUGUUAAGAUUUUUUAUAAUCCAGUAGGAAUUUUAAAAUGCCAUUUUUGGGAGAAAUCUAGGAACAUUGAGAGUACCAUUUUUUGAAAUUAUUUUUACAGAAAGACUACAACUCUUCUGCCGCUAACCUUAUUAUUAAAUUAUGUGUGUGUGUGCAAAUACACAGUGGAAAGGGGUUAAGAAAAAUCAGUAUUUUGAAGUAACGUGCCUUUCUCAUGAAACAAAAUUCAAGCAGUUUUUGAGUUAGAAAUUAAUGCUUUAGAACUGAAGAAGGCAGUACCUACCUAUAUCCAAGAUAUGAGAAUUAAAAGUACAUUAAAAUAUAUGGGACUGGGGAUGUUUAAGCCAUCACUAAAACUAUUUCAGCUUUACUAAUACAUCCUUUAGAAUAAAAUGAAAUGUAUUUUAGUUCUCAUUAUAACUUUAUUGUAAUAGACAAUAGAUAUACUGGUUUUCUGGGUUAUACACUAGUGAUUUAUUUUGUAGGAAACAAUUUUUUUUUAUUAUUUAGCCAACAAUUGUCAUAUAAUUGACACGUAAACACUGGAACAUUUAGCAAACAAGACAUAAAUAAUGAUAACUAUGUACCCUGCUUCAUCACAUAGUAUACGUGAUUUCAAAACCAUUAGGUUUUUUCUCUCCAUGAAAAUAUAGAUAUAGAUAUAUUGGUUCUUUUUUCUUAGCCAUGGAUAGCAAUAGGCUUUCACAAAAAUGUCCUUCCCACAUGUUGCUGUCUAUAUGUUUUCAUAAUAAGUGAAGACACAAGUAAACUUUUCUUCUCUAUUUUUGAAAGCCUCCAAUUCUUGACAAAGCACAUCGAAUUAAUUCAUAUUUGAUAAGGAUAAUUUAUUUAUUUUAUUUUGUUUCAUUCCCACCAAUAGUCUAGUGAUUUAAGUGUUAGGCACGAUAAAUACAAACAUUGGACAAAAUAUAGUUGUUGCAAUUGCGUGGCUACUGCCAACUGGUAAACACCAAGCAGGUAGGCACUACAUAACAGAGGACAUUUCAACAAGUUGUCCACAACAAUUCUUUCAAUGCAUCUUUUCCAUUAUCAGGGACUGUUUGUUUACAUUCUUUGUCCCAUAGUGGACAGUGUCACUUUCACUGGCAGUUAUUUGAACUUAUUGGUUCUGUCCCAUUACAAAUCAUUUAUUUUUAUUUUGGUAUUUAGAGGAGUUUUUUUAUUUCUUUGAUCAUUAUUGUUUAUUUUCAUCUUGUUGUUUAUCUUGAUAUGAUGCUAAUAAUGAAACUCUCAAAAUUUUGUGUGAUUUAAAUUCAUAUUAAUUUUGGACAUUAUUGCAAUUUAAUACCAGUUUCAAAGCAUUUUUAGGCAUCUAGCAUUUUCUAACAUGUUUAGAUCCAAUGCUUUUAUUUAAUUUGAAUCAUAUACUUUUCUAAACUUUACCACAUUUAUGCACAUAGUCAUGUCUCCUUGUCACUGUGUUUGGGGGUUUAUCACCUUAUUAUAGUCAUGUCAACAUUUAUUCCACUAAUUUUUCGGUUGUGUGUGAAACAUCUUUUUGAAUUGAGAAGUUGUAAAUAAAUUCGAACUUAAAAAUUUCUGGCCUAGUCAUUGGCUGGUGGCACUCAAAUCAUCCAGGAAAUCUACAAUUUAUUAUCAUAGUAACUUCAUCAUUGUUGAUCUCAUAAUGCUGCUCUCUCUCUCUCUCUCUCUCUCUCUCUCUCUCUCUCUCUAGUGUUUUAUUUGGGGAGGGGGAGAGAGGAAAGAAAGCAUUACAACUGUUGCAAUACCAAACUGUUUACAGAUAUCAAAAUUUUUGUUACAAACAUGUAAAGGGUUCAAAUGAUCUAUGCUUUACCGAAUAAUAAACCAUUUGGUAUAAAUGGAUGGUUACUAAUGAAAAAAAAAAAUUAUUUUGCAACUAAAAUUCAUGAUAGAAUUAUUUGAUUAUUGCAUUUUUUAACAUUUUUUGUGUACU
This is a messenger RNA of Bacillus rossius redtenbacheri, 17226 nucleotides long. RefSeq lists its product as uncharacterized. NCBI's taxonomy places the organism in Eukaryota, Metazoa, Arthropoda, Insecta, Phasmatodea, Bacillidae. The transcript has 2 exons. The coding region runs from base 10542 to 12857 and encodes 771 amino acids. The record is from RefSeq and is a predicted model, not a curated record.